Molecule: messenger RNA, 1746 nt
Organism: Lagopus muta (rock ptarmigan)
Lineage: Eukaryota; Metazoa; Chordata; Aves; Galliformes; Phasianidae
Gene: PCGF1
Product: polycomb group ring finger 1
Exons: 9
Coding region: 871-1668 (265 amino acids)
Biological process (GO): negative regulation of transcription by RNA polymerase II
Cellular component (GO): PRC1 complex
Molecular function (GO): promoter-specific chromatin binding; protein binding
Source: RefSeq, a predicted model, not a curated record
GGUGGUCCCCCAUCAGUGCCCUUACACUGCUGUACCCACCCUAUGCCCAAGACCCUCAUUUUCCCCCAUCUCAUUAUCUCAGGCACCUCAUUCCCCUCAUACCCCAUUCCCCAGGACCCCAUUAUCCCCCCUCAGCCCCCAUUCACCCCAGUGCUCCCAUUCAUUCACGUGCUCAUCCCAGCUCUCCCCAUUUCCCCCCAUCCCACUCCCUCAGACACCCUUAUAUCCCCCUUAUAUUCCCCUUAUAUCCCGUUUCCCAGGACCCCAUUAUCCUUUCCUCCUCAGCUCCCAUUCACCCCAGGUCCCCGUUACCCCUCGCACCCCAUUCAGUGCCCUCAUUCACUCACACAUACAUUCACCCCACUUACCCCCCAUUCACCCCACUUCAUCCCAUUCACCCCAGUGACCCCAUCCAUGCCCGUCUUCCCAAUUAAUUCCCCCCAAUUCCCCCAUCCAUUCCCCUCUGUUCCCAGAUUCAUUCCGCCCCGUUCACCCCAUUAAUUCCCCUCAAUCUCUGUUCUUUCCCCCCGGUCCCCAUUCAUUCCUCCCCCCCCGUUCCCUUCCCUCCGCGCCGUUCUUGCAGUGAUCUGGCGCCCCCUACCGACCGACCGCCGCGGCACUACGCGCUCACCUAUUGGCAGCGGCUGCGCCCUCAAGCCCCGCCCCCUCGCCCCCAUUGGCUGCCAUUGGAGGGCUGGGCCCGGUCACUGCGUAGCUCCGCGCCGGGUCCGGCAGGGGGCGCCGUUCCCUCCCGUCCCAGCAUUCCUGGCGCGGCGCGGGGCACGCCGGGAGCUGUGGUCGCAGGGAGCGGCGCCCGGCCCCGCCCCCGGCCCGAACCCGGAAGUGCGCGGGGGCGGAGGAGGUUCUAAGAUGGCGUCGCCUCCUCAGGGGGGCCCGAUGGCGAUCGCCAUGCGGCUACGGAACCAGCUGCAGGCCGUCUACAAGAUGGACCCGCUGCGGAACGAGGAGGAGGUGAAGGUGAAGAUGAAGGAGCUGAACGAGCACAUCGUGUGCUGCCUGUGCGCCGGGUACUUCAUCGACGCCACCACCAUCACCGAGUGCCUGCACACCUUCUGCAAGAGCUGCAUCGUGAAGUACCUGCAGACCAGCAAGUACUGCCCCAUGUGCAACACCAAGAUCCACGAGACGCAGCCGCUGCUCAACCUGAAGCUGGACCGCGUCAUGCAGGACAUCGUGUACAAGCUGGUGCCCGGCCUGCAGGAGAGUGAAGAGAAGAGGAUCCGGGAGUUCUACCAGUCCCGUGGCCUCGACCGGGUGACGCAGCCCAGCGGCGACGACACGGUGGGGGGUGACCCCAUGGGGCUGCCCUACAGCACCUUCGACCAUUCCCGUGCCCACUACUUCCGCUAUGACGAGCACGUCUCGCUGUGCCUGGAGAAGCAGAGCUCCAGCAAGGACAAGAGCAAGGCCGUUCUGCAGCAGAAAUACGUGAGGUGCUCCGUGCGGGCGCAGAUCCGGCACCUGCGGAGGGUCCUGUGCCACCGCCUGGGGCUGCCGCUGCAGCACCCCUGCCCACAGGUGCAGAUCCUGUUCAACGGCGAGGCGCUCCCUGACCACAUGACGAUGAAGCAGCUCUGGCUCUCACGCUGGUUUGGCAAGCCUGCACCGCUCCUGCUGCACUACAGCAUCAAGGACAAGAGGAGGUAGGGGCUGGGGGCGGGUGCUGCCCCCCCCCCCCCGCAGCACAGCCCUGCUCCUGCCCCCCCUUCCCCCUCUUUAACUUAA